This is a messenger RNA of Capsicum annuum, 999 nucleotides long. Its product is annotated as protein LIFEGUARD 2. The coding region runs from base 94 to 831 and encodes 245 amino acids. The record is from RefSeq and is a predicted model, not a curated record. The transcript is spliced from 4 exons. Gene Ontology annotation, cellular component: membrane. Lineage: Eukaryota; Viridiplantae; Streptophyta; Magnoliopsida; Solanales; Solanaceae.
GGAGGAUUUAGUAAACCUAUAUAAAGGGCAAUUCUUUCUCUUACCCUACUUUGAGAACCCAAACCUGUGAGAGAAAAUCGCUGUGGAAGUUCAAUGGGAAAACUGUGGAACCAGCCUUACCGGAAAAGUGACGUGGAAGCCGGAACUGCGCCGUUGUAUCCGUCGAUGUUGGAAAGUCCUGAACUCCGGUGGUCUUUUAUUCGAAAAGUUUACUCCAUUAUUACUAUACAAUUGCUUCUCACCGUUGCUGUUGCCUCCGUCGUCGUUACCGUUCAUCCCAUUUCUCACUUCUUUGUCACAACAAGAGCAGGCUUAGCAGUUUACAUACUUCUUAUCAUUACUCCAUUUAUCACGUUGUUCCCAUUGUAUUUCUAUCACCAGAGACAUCCGAUUAACUACUUUCUUCUUGGAUUGUUUACCGUUUCUCUUGCAUUUACUGUCGGAUUGACUUGCGCCUUCACCAGGGGCAAAGUAAUUUUGGAGGCAGUCAUACUGACAACGGCAGUGGUGAUUAGUCUGACAUUAUACACCUUUUGGGCAGCUAAAAGAGGCCAAGAUUUCAACUUCCUGGGACCUUUCUUGUUCAGUGCUCUUAUUGUUCUUCUGUUGUUUGCCUUGAUCCAGAUCUUUUUCCCUUUGGGUAAGAUCGUUGUGAUGAUCUAUAGUGGUCUGGCGACGAUCAUAUUCUGUGGAUACAUUAUCUACGAUACAGACAAUCUAAUCAAGCGCCAUACAUAUGAUGAGUACAUCUGGGCUGCUGUAUCCUUGUAUCUUGAUGUUAUCAAUUUGUUUCUUGUUCUGUUGAGCUUUCUGGAUGCUGCUGACAGCUAAAAGAGAGGAAGAGCUAUACUAAACAUUCUAUCUCGUCAUUUACAUGCUUAUCAUUGUAGUUUCUUUUCCGUAGUUUCGUUUUUUCCUCUUUUGUUAUGGAUGGUCUGCUUAUUGAUAAUUGUAUAGCACGUUUUCUUAGUUAGAAGAACUGCAUCUACUUUUGCCAAA